AUGAACUGGCGAACAACAACCGCAAUUUUGUGCAUUUAUGGAGCUGUCAAAGAAUUCCGACCCGCCACUCCAUUUUUGACACCAUUUUUAGUUUCGUCGGAGAAAAAUUUGACACUUGAAGAUGUCUAUUCACAAAUCUAUCCAUAUUGGACAUAUUCCUAUAUGAUUGCAUUGGUGAGAUUUUUUACACUGAUUUAUCACCAAUCCUCGCAAUUUUUUUCAGAUUCCAAUGUUUAUCCUCACCGACAUCCUCCGUUAUAAACCAAUAAUUUUGAUUGAAGCAUUUGGUCUUACAGUAACUUGGCUACUUUUGGUUUUUGGCCAAGGUGUUUGGCAAAUGCAACUUAUGCAAAUAUCAUUUGGAAUAUCUUCAGCUGCCGAAAUCGCAUAUUAUUCAUACAUUUAUUCAAUGGUAGAUCAGAAACAUUAUAAAAAAGCAACUUCGUAUGUCCGAACUUCGGCACUUUUUGGAAAACUUUUAGCUUUUCUACUUGGUCAAAUAUUGAUCUCAUCACAUUCUACGAAUUAUUUGAUGUUGAAUAUUAUCUCAUUGAUUGCUUGUUGUUUAGUGACAGUUAUUGCUAUCUUUUUGCCAAAAGUCAAAUCUAGAAAAUCAGUCGUAAAUAUCGAAACUGUUCAAGAAGAACCUCUUCAAUCUUAUGAUUCUGUAAUCAUCGAUGAAACUCCGAAAUCUUCAAGCUACACUAAAGAAUACUUCCGGAAAACUGUUGAAGAAUUGAAAGUGUGCUCAAAAAAUCGAGAAUUAUUGAAAUGGUCAAUUUGGUGGGCAUUGGCGAGUUGUGGAAUGUAUCAGGUUCAAAAUUAUAUUCAAUCACUUUGGCGAGAAAUGCAAAAUGAUCCGGAGAAUGUUGCAAACGGAUUUGUAGAACUCACCAAUACACUUCUAGGUAAACUUCUACUUUUCCAGAAUUUUCGAAAAAAUAUGUUUUUUUUCAGGAACUGCUCUCUCAUUUUCAAUUCAAUAUUUUUCAAUAAACUGGUCUCAACACGGUCAAUCUGUGUUAACAAUCACAUCUCUUCUCGUCGCCGGGUUACUGUAUUUAUGUUCGAAGACUACUGUAGUUUUAAUUGCUUAUGGGUCAUAUAUUGUUAUUAGUUCAAUUUAUCACAUGUUAAUCACCGCCGCCUCGUGAGUUUGAUGUUUUGAAUUCAAAUUAGAUUUUGAGCUAAUUUUGUUAUAGUUUGGGGUCGGGGAAAUCAAUGUGUUCCGAUCUUGAACAUCGGACCCUCAAAACCAAACUCAGUUAAAUUUUUCAGAGCAAACGUUGCAAAAGAAAUAGGAAAUGGUAAUAAUCAUGGACUGAUUUUUGGAUGCAACACUUUUGUCGCAGUUUUUCUUCAAACUAUUUUAACAUUAGUCGUUGUGGAUUCACAUUUUCUGCAUUUCGAUAUUCGAACUCAGUUUAUGAUUUAUUCAGGUUAUUUUGGAAUUGUGUCAAUAAUUUUUGCAACUUUUUGGAUUUUAUCCAAAUGUUCAAGGAAUGCAUAA
This is a messenger RNA of Caenorhabditis angaria, 1510 nucleotides long. The record is from the annotation of a GenBank genome assembly. NCBI's taxonomy places the organism in Eukaryota, Metazoa, Nematoda, Chromadorea, Rhabditida, Rhabditidae.